Molecule: messenger RNA, 1650 nt
Organism: Pongo pygmaeus (Bornean orangutan)
Lineage: Eukaryota; Metazoa; Chordata; Mammalia; Primates; Hominidae
Gene: PPIF
Product: peptidylprolyl isomerase F
Exons: 6
Coding region: 145-774 (209 amino acids)
Biological process (GO): protein peptidyl-prolyl isomerization; protein folding
Cellular component (GO): cytoplasm
Molecular function (GO): cyclosporin A binding; peptidyl-prolyl cis-trans isomerase activity
Source: RefSeq, a predicted model, not a curated record
GGGACGGGGGCGGUGCCGGGAACCUGGGCAGGCCAAUAAAGGCUGCGGCGCGGCGGCUGCCCGGACUCGGCCUUCUGGGCGCGCGCGACCUCUGUUUGAGUUCUGUGUUCUCCCCGCCAGUGUCCCGCCCGACCCGCGCCCGCGAUGCUGGCGCUGCGCUGCGGCUCCCGCUGGCUCGGCCUGCUCUCCGUCCCGCGCUCCGUGCCGCUGCGCCUCCCCGCGGCCCGCGCCUGCAGCAAGGGCGCCGGCGACCCGUCCUCUUCCUCUUCCUCCUCCUCCGGGAACCCGCUCGUGUACCUUGACGUGGACGCCAACGGGAAGCCGCUCGGCCGCGUGGUGCUGGAGCUGAAGGCAGAUGUCGUCCCAAAGACAGCUGAGAACUUCAGAGCCCUGUGCACUGGUGAGAAGGGCUUCGGCUACAAAGGCUCCACCUUCCACAGGGUGAUCCCUUCCUUCAUGUGCCAGGCGGGCGACUUCACCAACCACAACGGCACAGGCGGGAAGUCCAUCUACGGAAGCCGCUUUCCUGACGAGAACUUUACACUGAAGCAUGUAGGGCCAGGUGUCCUGUCCAUGGCUAAUGCUGGUCCUAACACCAACGGCUCCCAGUUCUUCAUCUGCACCAUAAAGACAGACUGGUUGGAUGGCAAGCAUGUUGUGUUCGGUCACGUCAAAGAGGGCAUGGAUGUCGUGAAGAAAAUAGAAUCUUUCGGCUCUAAGAGUGGGAGGACAUCCAAGAAGAUUGUCAUCACAGACUGUGGCCAGUUGAGCUAAUCUGUGGCCAGGGUGCUGGCACGGUGGCAACUGCAAAUGUCCAUGCACCCAGGUGGCCGCCUUGGGCUGUCAGCCAAGGUGCCUGAAACGAUACCUGUGCCCACUCCACCGUCACGGUGUGCCUGAGGAAGGCUGCUAGGGAUGUUAGACCUCGGCCAGGACCCACCACAUUGCUUCCUAAUACCCACCCUUCCUCACGACCUCAUUUCUGGGCAUCUUUGUGGACGUGAUGUCACCCACCCCUUGUCAAGCAUUGCCUGUGAUUGCGCAGCCCAGAUUCAUCUGUGCCUUGGACAUGGUGGUGGUGAUGGGUUACCAUCCAAGUGAAGGGCUUUUCCUUGACCAAGGGAGACAGUCAGUUUUGCAAAAGGAGUCUAAUACCUGUUUAAUGUUGUCUUCCUAAUUGGGAUAAUUUAAUUAACAAGAUUGACUAGAAGUGAAACUGCAACACUAACUUCCCCAUGGUGUGGUGUGACCUGAGUUGGUGACACAGGCCGCAGACCCCAGAGCUUGGCUUUUGAAACACAACUCAGGGCUUUUGUGAAGGUUCCCCCCGCUGAGAUCUUUCCUCCUGGUUACUGUGAAGCCUGUUGGUUUGCUGCUGUCAUUUUUGAGGAGGGCCCAUGGGGGUAGGAGCAGUUGAACCUGGGAACAAACCUCACUUGAGCUGUGCCUAGACUAUGUGAAUUCCUGUGUUGCUAACAGAAGUGGCCUGUAAGCUCCUGUGCUCUGGAGGGAAGCAUUUCCUGGUAGGCUUUGAUUUUUCUGUGUGUUAAAGAAAUUCAAUCUACUGAUGAUGUAUUAUACAUAAAACAUUUCUGGAACAUGUAUUUGUGUUCACCUUAAAUGUGAAAAUAAAUCCUAUUUUCUAUGGAA